AUGAAUGGAAGACCAAGUACUUCACCCUGCACAGACGAUGUGUCCGAAGUUAGCAGUGUCAAUUCGUUGUCAAUCCGUACAUCCAUUACAUGCGUGCAAGAACGGUCAUCUCGCGAGCAUGAGGAGCCACGGGCGCCAACGUUAUUCGACAAGCACCAAGCUACCAAGGUAACUUUGGACUACGACAUACCGACUUGGAAAGUUCUCCCUGCGACGUCAUUGAUCAACGAGGCUGGCUCCCUGCUCAGUCAAGCGAGCCCACCGCAAGAGCCCAGCCGAUGGCGAGCGAUCGGCACUUUCGGACUCUACGUCCUCGGCAUUGGCACUGUCUUCAUCAUCGGAGCUGUUGGCUUCAUGAGCUUUUUCUGGAAAACUUCAAUACAGGCUAAAGAAGUCGUUGUGCAAAACACAUUAUGGAGUCAAAUCGUUUUCGCCGACUGGGCGUCUAGAUCAAUCACUCUGACGGCCGCUGCGCUGCGUGUUUGUCUGGCGCUCCAGAUGAGCUUGUUCACCGCAAUGAUCGCCUCGCUCAUGAUAGAACGGACAGGGAUAUCUUUCAGCGCGGCUCCCUUCGUCUCUAUGCUGAGAGCUAUGCCUGCAUCGCCGUACAGUCUGAUCAGUUGGACACCUUUCGACAUGCCCUGGGGCAUUGGGACCGUUUACACCAUGGCUAUCACAACUUCAGUUCUCCUGACAGCAGCAUCUCAGUUGGCCUCGACCGCCUUGCUGUCUGAUUUCGCAGUGGUAAAUGUGACUGCACCGCAAAAAGCCGUCAACAUGCUGUACGGAAACAGUAGCGUCAUAAACCCAACGGUGAUGCAGGGCUCCAGCAUCUGGAAGUCAAAGCCUUGGGUCUAUCCAAGGUUUGCGGAACUACAAAGGCAGCCUACCGAGGCCCAGCAGUCCGAAUUCUUCGAAGAUACAGGGACUAUCCUACGGGCAUUCAUUCCCUUUGCGAAUGAGCCAAGCCGUAGUCGCCUGCGAAAUUAUGAAGGGCCCGCCGCUGUUGUAGACUCCAGAGUGGUCUGCGUCAGACCUGUCAUCCGGAACGUCACAUUUUCUGCGGUUGCCUUUGACUUCUCAAACGAUACACGGCUAGAGACCUACAGCGAGUUCAAUGUCCUCGGGCAGUUUGACAUACAAGGAGGCUACGACCAGCUGCCGAUCAACCGAGGCCAAAACCAGAUAGAUGAGCCAAAGUGGCCUUUCAACUGUGUGGUUCCCGCUGAAGAUAUUCAUGGUUACUCCAAAGGCGAACCCCUCGCUUCACAAAUUGACAACUUUUCGAUCUGUUCAGUGGGUCGGGGAGAAAAUAGGACAUGGCCGGAUGGGAAGAAUUACACCAUGCCAUUUCUUCCCUCACCCUUUUCAGCACUGAACACUACCUACACCUCUAUAUUCCUUGUAUUCAACGGCACUGGGACAAUGCCUCAGUGGCAUCAGGGUCUCCGGGUUCAUGGCAACUUGAACAGCAGCACUAGCCGCUGGGAAGCCUCUGCCGACAAAUGGAUAUCGACCUCGGACGGGAUGUGGAAUAGUGUUGACAUACCAUGGGAAGGACAUGCCAAGAGAGUAGGUGUCUCGGUCACCGCAUGCUUCGCAAACUUGCAGGGCCAUGUGCAAAAUGUUAGCAUGUCCAGUAAGGUUGAUGGCCACGAACCGAUCCUAGCUUGGGACAGCCCGAAUACCCAGUACACCACGAAUGUCAUUCGGGACCAGUAUUCCAGCAUCUGCAAAGAACCUCCCGGCGGAGACCCUAGCCCGGAACUACUCGAACUUAUCCCGAAGAAAAGUUGGAAGAGUGAGGAUCACAGACUGUCACUCGACGUAGUCACCUCUCAACUUCCUUUCAUGACACGCAGCCUGCACGACCCCUUAAUCGACCCAUCGCCCUGUGGGAUGCUACGGACGGGUGGAUAUUCCUCCCGUGCCGUUCAUUACGCACAUUCUGCGCUCUUUCAAGACGUGCUCAGGACGAGCUUGAGCGUACCAGAGGCACUACAGGCUAUCCUCACAGUCACUCAGCAAAUGUCUUACUACGAUACCUUGCCUUACUUCCGGAAUGCUUGGCCAGCGACGUACGCCAUGACAGAGGAAAAACUGAUUCCCGUCCGGUGGGUUGGGUUUGGUAUCGUCGUUGCUAUCAUCGUGUUACACCUAGGCCUCGUUGCAGCUGCCUCUAUUCUGUUUCUCAAGUUGACUACCUGCAGCAGCUUGGGAAAUGUGUGGAUGUCACUAAGCCAGAUUGUGUCAUUGGAGACGGAAGGUCUGAUUCAGGAAGCUACAUCGAAAGAUGACAAUGCAGUUGAGAAGAUGAUUUGGGAAGCAAUAUCCAAAGGUGAUUCGGGGUUGAGGCAGAGGGUUAAGAUAAUGAAGAACGGGCUGAACGGCCGGAAUGAGUUGAGCUCCUUCUAA
Molecule: messenger RNA, 2415 nt
Organism: Colletotrichum costaricense
Lineage: Eukaryota; Fungi; Ascomycota; Sordariomycetes; Glomerellales; Glomerellaceae
Exons: 1
Coding region: 1-2415 (804 amino acids)
Source: RefSeq, a predicted model, not a curated record